This is a messenger RNA of Pseudomyrmex gracilis, 3337 nucleotides long. It is a transcript of the gene Xpc, whose product is annotated as DNA repair protein complementing XP-C cells homolog. Lineage: Eukaryota; Metazoa; Arthropoda; Insecta; Hymenoptera; Formicidae. The record is from RefSeq and is a predicted model, not a curated record. Gene Ontology annotation, biological process: mismatch repair; nucleotide-excision repair. Gene Ontology annotation, molecular function: single-stranded DNA binding; damaged DNA binding. The coding region runs from base 285 to 3038 and encodes 917 amino acids. The transcript has 6 exons. Gene Ontology annotation, cellular component: nucleus; nucleotide-excision repair factor 2 complex; XPC complex.
GCUAGCCGGCUCGAGUUUGCAAGUCUGAUUCUAACGCGUGAGAUUGGUCUUCGAGUCAAUCGGUCUGUGAGUUACAUGUCCAAUGCAUUUGCGUAAUAAUGCGUAAUUUUGACAUGUGAGAAGCGUGUUUUUGUAUUGUUGUGUUUGUAUAUCCGAUUGUUUCGUCUGUUGCGAGUUGUGACGUUGCGCCAAACAAUUGGACUUUGUUUAUUCACAUCCUGCGUAAUAUUGAAAUAAGAUCAAUCUCGCCGAGAACAAGAUCAAAAACAAGGAUAACACGCAAAAUGAGCGAUUCCGACGACAACAGUUCUGACAGCAGCAACGAUUUUGCUGGUAUAACUCCGAAAGACGACCUGUCAGCAAAUUUCUUUUCCAUAAAACCGGCGGUCAAAUCUAACCUUGUGGAUUCGAAGAGCGAGGAUGAAAGUAGCGAGGAGGACGAUUUUGCAAAUGUUACGGACAACAAUGGGAUCGAAUUAUUUUCUGAGGUGGUUAAGAACUUGGAAGCUUCACAGAAACCCAAUGUCGUCGAUCAAGAGUCCAAGAAUCUUGAGAACGACGGUUCGCAAGAUGUUAAAGCGAUCAAAACCGAUAAAAGAAAGAAAGAUAUAUCGGAUGAGAUAAAAGCAGUUUUAUUACAAGGAGAAAGCGGAGCAUUUUGCGAAGAUGACGAAAAUACAGAUAAAGAGGAGGAGGAGGAGACAAAGGAGGACGUCAAACGUCCUGUCGAUUAUGUGAUACCUAAGGAAGGUAUCAAUAUCACUUUGCCAGGUACGGCAAUUUUCAAGAAGAAACCAGGCAAAAAGGGACCGGAUCUAGCUGCUCUAUUAAGAAAAAAAUUGAAGGGUAAUCAGGUUCUGGUGGAGAAAGCAGCUCGGCUUGGUUGGUUGGCGUAUGGAUUCUAUCUGAAUCGUCAAGCGAACGAACCUGAAAUCAUGGCAACAGUAACGUCGCUCAUUCCAAAAACCAGCUAUCCAAAAAAUAAUUUUGACGUAUCGUACCUAACAAAAUUUACAAAAUGGUUCAAACAGAUGUUCUCAUUAGAAGCUACCGACAAUAACGUUAUUAUAAACAAAGAAACGCUGUUGAAAAGGAUAGCGGAUAAAAAACUUUACAAUUACAGAGAAUUGGUAAUAUUGUACGUGGCAGCACUCAGAAGUAUUGGUCUUCAUUGUCGUUUAAUAGUCUCUCUUCAUCCGCCGCUUGUAAAAUCAUUUAAUGAAUUGUUACCCAAAACAAUUACAGCAAAGAAAACUGAUCAAGUCAAAGACGAGCCGAAAGAAACAAAAACGACGAAAAUAAAAUCAUCUAAGAAGGACAAUAAAAAAACUUCAAACAAGCAAAAUGUCACAAAUAAAGUUGCGAAUACUGUGAUUCAGAACAGCGAAAGUGCGCGAAAAGAGGCUAAUAUGGAAGCGAAAAAGAAUGCAGCACGGGUUCUUCGUUCAUACUCGUAUGAUAAAAAAAGCAAAGAUAAGUUAAAACGCACCGAACCCGAUCGAAAUAGUGUUUCUAAAACAUCGAAAGAUGUCGCGUCAACCUCCACAAGUUCGAAAGAUGCAGAUAUCAAGAUUUCUCCGAAACGUUUACGAUCUGGAAGAAAAUAUAAUGUUGCAUUGCGAGCAACUAAACUUGAUCUACAAAGUAAUUCAAAAAAUAAAUCUAAAAGGAAAAAUUCUAAGACACAUUCACAGAGAAGUAGUGGUUACUUCAGUUCAGAAGAAGAAGAUGAUGAUGAUGAUGAUGAUGACGAUGAAGACGAAGAUGAAGAUGAAGAUGAAGAUGAAGAGGAUGAAGAAGACAAGAAGGAAGCAAAGAAACAAACUAAAUUGAAAAGAAAACGCAACGGUACUAAAAAAGCAGUUGUUAAUUCUAGAAAAAAAAAAGACAAAAACCAAGAUGAAGAAUCGACAGACGAUGAAAAAGCUGAUAGUAACAAACCGAGAAGACACGUAUGGGCUGAGAUAUAUGUAGAGUCUAAAGGAUGCUGGAUAUCUGCAAAUGUAGUUACCGGGAGUGUAGAUUGUGUAACCGAAGUAUAUAAAAAUGCGAGCAAACCAGUAUUAUAUGUGGUAGCGUAUAACGCGGAGAGAUCAAUCAAAGAUGUGACAAGACGCUAUUGUUCGCAAUGGCUUUCCGUUACACGUAAGCAACGUAUCGAUGAGAAAUGGUGGUCUGAAACUUUAAGUUGUUGGUUGGAAAGAGAGACACCCAUGUCCAAACAAGAAGACGAAUUACUUUUGCAAAAGGAAUUGGCACAGCCUUUGCCUAAAACCGUUAGUGAGUGUAAAGGACAUCCUCUGUACGUGCUUACCAGACAUUUGCUCAAAUACGAGGCGUUGUAUCCACCGGAUUGUGUGCCGCUCGGACAUUUGAAAACCGGCGAAGCCAUUUAUUCGCGUUAUUGCGUACACACGCUACGAUCGCGAGAAACCUGGAUCAGGAAGGCCAGAGUGGUUAAACCAAAACAAGAUCCUUACAAAAUAGUUAAGGCGCUUCCAAAAUAUGACAAACUUUCAGGUAUGAAAAUCAAGGAUUCCGCGUUAGAACUUUUUGGAGAAUGGCAAACUACAGAAUAUGUUCCGCCCGAGGCUAAAAAUGGCAUCGUUCCUCGCAACGAAUACGGUAGUGUUGAUUUAUUCAAGGAAUGUAUGCUUCCAAAAGGCACAGUACACAUAAAUCUUCCAGGGUUGAAUCGCAUAGCCAGAAAAUUAAACAUAGAUUGUGCACCUGCUGUGGUGGGUUUCAAUUUUAAAUCUGUGGGCGCCGUGCCGGCUGUCGAAGGCUUCGUUGUGUGCGCGGAGUACGAGGAUACGUUGCGAGAAGCUUGGGAAGCGGAGCAAGUCGAGGCGUCUAGACGCACCGCCGAGAAAAGAGAAAAGAGAAUUUACGGCAACUGGAAGAGACUUAUUAAAGGGUUGCUCAUCAGAGAGAAACUUUCGCAAAAAUAUGAAUUUCAGGAUGAACCGAAACCAGAUAAGUCGAACAAACGUUCGAAGCAACGGAAGGGCAACGUGAAAAAAUUGAGGUUACAAUAAAAUUACGCACGAACAACACAAUUUUGUCCACACACACAUGUUAAUCAACAAAUUCUUUUAUUAUCUAGAACGAAGCGUUUAUACUGUUGUUAACAUUGUGAACGUUCAAUAGUUUUUUUCUUAAAAUUUGUAAUUUAAUUACAAUCGGUCUAAUCGGAAUAAUUGCAAUGUUCAGAUGAAACGCUCCGUUCUCAAUAAUAAAAUUAAUGUUUGAUAUUUGUAACAGUUCUGUUCGAGAUUAUACAUACGAGUAAAAUAGCGCUGUGAACAUCUUUUUAUAUGAAAUAAAUUAUUUUUUU